This is a messenger RNA of Oncorhynchus kisutch (coho salmon), 3967 nucleotides long. RefSeq names its product ligase I, DNA, ATP-dependent (gene lig1). The transcript has 27 exons. Gene Ontology annotation, biological process: DNA repair; DNA recombination; DNA biosynthetic process. Gene Ontology annotation, molecular function: DNA binding; DNA ligase (ATP) activity; ATP binding. The record is from RefSeq and is a predicted model, not a curated record. Gene Ontology annotation, cellular component: mitochondrion; nucleus. The coding region runs from base 145 to 3648 and encodes 1167 amino acids. Lineage: Eukaryota; Metazoa; Chordata; Actinopteri; Salmoniformes; Salmonidae.
UGCAGAAACGUCUGACGUUGUUUUGGCGCCGAACGUUUCAAUCGCUUUUCUGCGCGGGUAAUGUCCUUUUGUUGUUAGCUAAACACGAACUUUAAUUGUAGUGUAUAACCAGUAAUUUACUACAUCAGAAAACUACAAGACAGCAUGCAGCGAAGUAUAUCAUCUUUCUUUCAGCCCAAAACGGGCAAAGAGAAGGAGAGCAAAAAAAGUGAUGGACCGGGGAAAGACGAGCCGGUGAAAGACAAGCCAGAACCAAUCAAAAGGCCUCUCAAAGUUCAGAAUGGGGUCCAUGAGGAGCCUGAUUCGCCAGUGAAGAAGUUCACUAAACGCAGUCGUCAGAUCUUGGACAGUGAUGAUGAGGCUCCAGCCGGAAUAGAACAGGAGCCAGAGGACAAGGCUGUGCAACCCAAGGAUGAAGUAUUCAAGGCUGUUACCAACCCCCUGUCCCCCGCCUCUCCAGUGACCUCAUCCGCCUCCCCCACCCCUGGAACCCCUGACACCCCCACUUCCAUCUCACCCUCCGGAAUACCCAAACGCCGCACCGCCAGGAAGCAGUUCCCCAAGAGAAAGCUGGACAGCAGGAGUGGCAGUGAAAAGGAGGAGGAAGAACAAGGACAGCAGAAUAAAAGGGCAAAGGUUGAGGAGACGCAGGACAGCACCGAGAAUGAAGAGGAAGCGAUGGACGUGGGAGGAGAGAACAGUGUGGAUAAGCCUGAGGUGGCGCAGAACGACCCGGAGGGGAAAGAGAUGGAUGAAGAGAAGACCAAAGAUGGAGAGAAGGAGAAAGCACUUUAUGUGAAAGCGACCGAGGAGGAAAAAGGAAAAAGUGAAAAGGAUAAAGAGAGAAGUCCUAAGGGUCAAAAGGUUAAAGAGAGAAGUCCUAAGGGUCAAAAGGUUAAAGAGAGAAGUCCUAAGGGUCAAAAGGUUAAAGAGAGAAGUCCUAAGGGUCAAAAGGUUAAAGAGAGAAGUCCUAAGGGUCAGAAGGUUAAAGAGAGAAGUCCUAAAGAGAGAAGUCCUAAAGAGAGAAGUCCUAAAGAGAGAAGUCCUAAAGAGAGAAGUCCUAAAGAGAGAAGUCCUAAAGAGAGAAGUCCUAAGGGUCACAAGGCGGUAAAGGAUAUGAAAGAAGAGAAAUUGUCAGAAAGCCCCCAAGCCAAAAAAGCCCCCACCAUCAACAGUUUCUUUGCUCCCAGGAAGGCUGCUGUAAAGAUGGAGAGACCAGAGAAGAGCGAGGGAGAGGGAAAGGAGAAGAGCGAGGGAGAGGGAAAGGAGAAGAGCGAGGGAGAGGGAAAGGAGAAGAGCGAGGGAGAGGGAAAGGAGAAGAGCGAGGGAGAGGGAAAGGAGAAGAGCGAGGGAGUUGGAAAGAAGAAGAGCGAGGGAAAGGAGAAGAGCGAGGGAAAGGAGAAGAGCGAGGGAAAGGAGAAGAGCGAGGGAAAGAAGAAGAGCGAGGGAAAGGAGAAGAGCGAGGGAAAGGAGAAGAGCGAGGGAAAGGAGAAGAGCGAGGGAAAGGAGAAGAGCGAGGGAAAGGAGAAGAGCGAGGGAAAGGAGAAGAGCGAGGGAAAGGAGAAGAGCGAGGGAAAGGAGAAGAGCGAGGGAAAGGAGAAGAGCGAGGGGUAUAUAAAGGAAGAGGCUACUGGGUCCCGUACCACGGAGGACGUUAAAGACAAGAAAGGAGAGAAGACUGCCCAGGCCCAGUAUGACCCGUCCAGACCCAACUACCACCCCGUAGACCACGCUUGCUGGAGCCGGGGACAGAGGGUCCCGUAUUUGGCUGUUGCACGCACCUUUGAAAAGAUUGAGGAAGAUUCUGGCAGAUUGAGGAACAUUGAAACAUUAUCAAAUCUCCUACGCUCUGUUAUCAUCCUCUCUCCAGAGGACCUGCUGUGCUGCGUCUACCUGUGUCUCAAUCAGCUGGGUCCUGCUUACAUGGGGCUGGAGCUGGGAGUGGGAGAAACUGUUCUGAUGAAGGCUGUCGCCCAAGCUACUGGGCGACAGUUGGACAAAAUCAAGGCGGAGGCUGCAGAGAAGGGGGACUUGGGGUUGGUGGCUGAGAGUUCCCGUAACAACCAGAGAAUGAUGUUCCAGCCAGCCAAUCUGAUUGCAGGGGGUGUGUUCAACAAACUGAAAGACAUCGGGAACAUGAGUGGGAAUUCUGCCAUGAAUAAGAAGAUUGACAUCAUCAAAGGUCUCUUUGUAGCCUGUCGUUUCUCUGAAGCCAGAUACAUUGUCAGGUCGCUGGCAGGGAAGCUGAGGAUUGGCUUGGCUGAACAGAGUGUACUGUCUGCCCUGAGUCAGGCCGUGUGUCUGUCUCCUCCAGGACAAGACUUCCCCCCGGCGGUGAUUGACGCAGGGAAAGGAAUGAGUGCAGAAAAACAGAAAGCUUGGAUAGAAGAGAAGAGCCUUCUCCUCAAACAGACUUACUGUGAGAUGCCCAACUAUGAUGUCAUCAUCCCAGUCAUUCUGAAGGAGGGGAUUGAUGAACUCCCCAAACACUGCAAACUCACUCCAGGUGUACCAUUGAGGCCCAUGCUGGCUCACCCCACCAAAGGUGUAGGAGAGGUGAUGAAGAGAUUUGAUGAAGCCGCCUUCACCUGCGAGUACAAGUAUGAUGGAGAACGAGCACAGAUCCAUAUCUUGGAGAACGGGGAAGUGCGUAUUUUCAGUCGUAACCAGGAGGAUAAUACCACCAAAUAUCCUGACAUCAUCUCUCGCAUUCAUACGGUAAAGAAUGAGUCUGUGAUAUCCUGUGUGUUGGACACUGAGGCAGUAGCUUGGGACAGAGAGAAGAAACAGAUCCAACCGUUCCAGGUUCUCAUCACACGGAAGAGAAAGGACGUGGCUGCAGCUGAUAUCAAGGUCCAAGUGUGUGUUUACGCCUUCGACCUGCUGUAUCUCAAUGGAGAGUCUCUAGUGAAGCAGCCCUUGUCAUGUCGCAGGGCUCUGUUGAAGAAGAGCUUCCAGGAGAAGGAGGGAGAGUUUGUGUUCGCCCGCGCCAUCGACUCAGACAACACAGACGCCAUAGCUGAGUUCCUGGAGCAAUCGGUUCGAGACUCCUGUGAGGGACUCAUGGUGAAGACUCUGGAGAAAGAUGCCACGUAUGAAAUCGCCAAGCGCUCUCACAACUGGCUCAAGCUGAAGAAGGAUUAUCUGGAUGGCGUGGGGGACACGAUGGAUCUGUGUGUGAUCGGAGCGUAUCUGGGGAAGGGCAAGAGAGCAGGGACCUACGGAGGCUUUCUGCUCGCCUGCUACGAUGAGGACAAUGAAGAGUUCCAGUCCGUCUGCAAGAUUGGGACAGGUUUCAAGGAUGAAGAUUUGGAGCAACAUUACAAAUUCUUAAAGGAGCAUAUUUUGCCAAAGCCCCGCCCCUAUUACCGUGUGGACCAAUCAACUGAGCCCGACUUGUGGCUCGAUGCCGUGCAAGUAUGGGAAGUGAAGUGUGCCGACCUAUCGCUGUCGCCGAUCUACAAGGCUGGCAUGGGAUUGUGUGACCCAGAGAAGGGCAUCUCUCUUCGGUUCCCACGCUUCCUGAGGAUCAGAGAUGAUAAGAAGCCGGAGGAGGCCACUUCAGGAGGACAGAUUGCUGAUUUAUACAGGAAGCAGCAGGUUGUUCAGAAUCAGGGUGACAAAGCUGACCUCGAGGACUACUACUGACCUCUGACCCGAUCAGCUGCCCGCCCAGUCGCCAUUAACUCGGGAGAAAUCUCAAUGUGUACAUAAUUAUUAUUAUUGUUUUUUUUUAAAUGAUGAACCUGAAAAGGCUCUGCCAAUGCAAAAAUGAAAGCGAAGACCCUGUGAACAGCUGUGUUUCUAGAUAUAUAGGCUUUGCCAAUGUUAUGACGUUAAACAGUUUGUUGUUGUACCUAAGGCUUAUUUUGUGGGGGGAUCGUAUUCACACCAGUAUAAAGUACAGUUGUCAAUGACUCAAAUAAAUCACCAUGAUGUAUGUGAAUAAAGACUUUUGCCAAUCUUA